AUCUGCCGAUCAAAAAAUACAUGUGAAAAGAAUUCCUUUGAUCUCAGUCUCUCUCUCUCCUCCACCCAAGUAAUUUCCACACUUCCAACACUCCACAACCAAAACCCUACAACUUGUGGAAAGGAAGGAAAAUUUUGAAAAAAUUCUCUCCAAUUGUUUGGUUUGGACUUUGGAGAGAAAGAUGAGAGAAAAUUAAAAAAUCUAGGAUUGUGCACAGUACAAUUUCCCUUUCAUUUUUCUCCAUUUUCCUUUCUCCUCUUCUCUCCCAUUUUCUUCAAGUUCCAAACAAAGCAUUCCGAAAAUGCCAUCCAUGACGCCUGCAGACGUCGGAGGAGCUUUUCUCGGAGCCGUAUUCGGCCAAGUACUGAAAAUCGUCGAGGAAGUAACAAUCAAAUCCAUAGAAUUCAAGCCCCACUUGAAACGACUCCAAUUGACCCUAAACCAAAUCGCCCCAAUCAUCGAGGACAUCGAGAAGCUGGACCGGGUCCUCGACCGGCCCCCGAUCGAGACCAAGAUGCUCGCCGACAAGCUAGAGGAAGGCAAACGCCUCGUGCAAAAGUGCGCCAAGGUGCGCCGGUGGAACCUCUGCGCCAAGACCUUCUACGCCAAUAAGCUGAUCGCGUUCGACAAGUCGCUGGAGAGGUUGUUUAAUAUCGACGUGACGGCGCAGAUUUCGAGGGAUAGUAGGAAGAUUCAGGAGACGGUGAAUGUGAUUGAUGGGAGGUUGGAGAGGAUCGAGACGAGGGUGGGGGGAAGCGGAGGGGUUUGUAAAAGUAAUACUAAUGGGUUUGUUGGGUGCUGUUUGGUUCCGAAAGUUGGGGGGUUUGUGGUGGGGUUUGAGGAGCCGGUUAGGGAAGUGAAGGCGUUGCUGAUGAGUGGUGGAGAGCAGCAGGUGGUGGUGGUUUCGGCGCCGGGAGGGUGUGGGAAGACUACGCUGGCGAAGAUGGUGGGUCACGACGAGGAAAUUAAAGGGAUGUUCAAGGAUAACAUCUUCUUUGUCACUGCUCCGAAGGCACCAAGCCUCAAGGUCGUAAUUGAGAGCCUGUUUGAACAUAGUGGUGUUCAGGUGCCUGAGUUCCAGACGGAUGAAGACGCAGUCUAUCAAUUAGAACGCUAUCAAUUAGAACGCAUGCUGAAGCAGAUUGGACCUUAUCAUAUAUUGUUGGUCUUGGAUGAUGUAUGGUCUGGAUGGGAAUCACUUAUUGAGGAUUUGACGACUCAAAUCCCAGAAAUUAAGAUUUUGGUCACAUCCCGAUUUGUUUUUCCAAGAUUCGAGUCUACUUAUAAACUGAAACUGCUUGGCGAUAAAGAUGCCAUGGCUCUUUUCCGUCAUUCAGCAUUUCCAAAAGAUGGGAGGUCAUCCAUACCUGAUGAUCUUGUGGACAAGAUAGUGAGAGGCUGUGGAGGAUUCCCACUUGUUCUUGAAGUGGUUGGUCGGUCGCUCUAUGGAAAACCUAAGGAGAUCUGGAAGCGGACGCUGAAGCAGUGGUCUGAAAAAUCUAUUUUUUCUUCGGAGUCUAACAAUGAAAUUUUAAUCCGUCUCCAAACCAGCUUAAAUUCCUUGGAUGAAAUGUCCAAGGAGUGUUACCUGGACCUGGCUUCAUUUCCUGAAGAUCGAAGGAUCCCUGCCAUGGCACUUAUAGACAUGUGGGUGGGCCUGUAUAACCUAGAUGAAGAUGAUGAGGAGGCCAUUGCCAUUCUCCAUGAACUGUCCUUGCGGAGUCUGGUUGACCAAGUCGUUACAAGGAAAGAUGCAAGUGAUCACAGGAAAGAUGCAAGUGAGAUCAGUGGCUAUUAUAAUGAGCAUUUUGCGACCCAGCAUGAUCUACUUAGAGAGCUAGCUAUCCAUCAGUGUAGCCAAGAGCUCAUAGAGAACAGGAAAAGAUUGAUAAUUGAAAUAGAAGGCAAUGAUUUCCCCAGGUGGUGGAUUGAGCAAGGGCAGCAUUCCAUUUGUCCCCGCCUCGUGUCCAUAUCCACAGAUGAAAGGUUCUCCUCAAACUGGCAUGACAUGCAUCUACCGGAGGCUGAAGUUCUAGUGCUGAACAUCCAAACAAGGAACUACACUUUGCCCCAGUUCAUGGAGAAAAUGGACCAACUGAAGGUUUUAAUUAUCUCCAACUACGGUUUUUCCUCUUCUGAGAUACAGAACAUUCCUCUACUUGGUUAUUUAUCCAGCCUGAAGAGAAUCAGACUUGAGCAUGUUUUCAUCUCUUCCAUCAGUGAUUCCAUACUAAAACUGAGAAACUUGCAGAAGAUAUCCUUUAUCAUGUGUGAAAUUUCUGAGGCUUUUCGCAAAUGUACCAUCCAGAUCCCAGAUAUGUUGCCAUAUCUUUCCGAGAUUGUUAUUGACUACUGUAAUGAUUUAGUUGAAUUUCCAGCUUGUCUCUGUGAAAUCCGAUCUCUUAAGGAGCUCAGCAUCACUAACUGCCAUGAGCUAGUUACAAUUGCUGAAGAAUUUGAGAAGUUAGAAAAUUUAAAAGUGCUAAGGCUUCAUGCCUGUACAAAACUGUUAGAGGUGCCAGAGACGAUUGGAAGCCUCAAGAAACUGGUCUUUCUUGAUAUAGCUGACUGUAUAAGCAUGAGCAAAUUGCCAGGACGAAUUGGUGAUUUAUGUGGUCUAAGAAAUAUCCACAUGAGAGGUUGUCAGGGAUUGUCUGAGUUGCCAUUGUCUGUAAAGGGUCUUGAGAAACUGAAGAAUGUGACAUGUGAUGAAGAAACUGGCUGUCUGUGGCAGCAGUUUAAGGAUUAUCUCGACGAUUUAGAGAUACAUGUGCAUAAAGAAGAUGUCAACUUAGAUUGGCUGUAUUAAGAGAUAUAUGUAAUGUGUUAGUGAGUGGGGGCAUCUUGGUCUUUGUGUAUCUUGUACUCUGACACUAAAUAUCAAUUCUAUAUUUGAGUUCGGGUGAACUGACACCGUAA
This is a messenger RNA of Rhododendron vialii, 2919 nucleotides long. RefSeq names its product probable disease resistance protein At5g66900. NCBI's taxonomy places the organism in Eukaryota, Viridiplantae, Streptophyta, Magnoliopsida, Ericales, Ericaceae. Gene Ontology annotation, biological process: defense response to fungus. Bases 302 to 2809 code for a protein of 835 amino acids. The record is from RefSeq and is a predicted model, not a curated record. The transcript has 5 exons. Gene Ontology annotation, molecular function: ADP binding.